Messenger RNA from Rhododendron vialii, 656 nucleotides. RefSeq lists its product as uncharacterized. The record is from RefSeq and is a predicted model, not a curated record. The coding region runs from base 111 to 599 and encodes 162 amino acids. Lineage: Eukaryota; Viridiplantae; Streptophyta; Magnoliopsida; Ericales; Ericaceae. The transcript has 2 exons.
CGCUACAGAACCCUAACUCUUCCGCUCAACAGCGCUCUCUCUCUCGCUUCGCGCUCUCUCUCUCUCUCUCUCUCUCUCUCGUGCAAUCGAUCAGGCAACAACAUUUCAAUAUGGCAAAGAAAGGGCACAAGAAGACUUACACACAAGAUUUGAAAACUUCUUACGAGAUCAGACCAAGAACACUAACAAUGGAGGAGACAGGAGUCAUUACAAGAUCCAAAACUCAACCUGACAUGCCAGCAACCUCGAUAGUUAGCCAAGCAUCACAGUACCCUUCGCAAACUCGGGGAAAGAAACGACAAAGACCAAAACAGAAAAAGGUCGCCAAGAAACGCCAAAGGCUUACCCAACAAUCUGAAUCUGAACCAGACUCCCCAAUCCAGACCCAAAAGCAAACCCGACGAAAGAAACAACAGAGCCCAAAACAGAAAAAGAAGGCCACGAAACAAGAAUCAAAAUCAAAAUCAAAACCAGACUCCCCAACCCAGAUCCAAAAGCAAUGCACAUUUAGGUCCAAUGUAAUAAGAACAGUGGGGCUAUUGUCAAAACUGAACUUGAACAAUGCCCACUUAGAGCUCUUGAAACAAACACCGUUUUGAAUGCUGAUUGAUGCCAUUAGGAAAGGCAAGUUAGCCAAAAAAACUUGCAUGAAGCAC